ACGCGAGACAAGCGCACCUACACGACUGUUUUCAGACCGAGACUGUGAGAAAGAUGCAGGUCCACGCCGUGCCUGAUUCAGAGCGCGCCAUCGAUUCGACGGGGAGGCGGCUGCCGUGGGGAUAUGAUUUCGGAGACCCAGACCAGAACCAACGGCGCGUCCCCGAAGAAAAAGGCCCCUUUGGGAAAGCUCGCAAACGCGGAACGUCGCGCGCAAAGACACCAACGACCAAAACGGCGGAAGACAACGCCAAGCUCGAGAACCUCCGCGUACAAGACGACAUCUUUGGCCGCUUCAAAGCAGAAGAGGACAAGAGGCGCUCAGUCUCGGGAGCAUUGCCCUCCUCCGGCGCGUUGAACCUGAUAGAAGCCGGCACCUCCUUCCCAACCGGCGCAGCGACAAACACAUCCGCGAAAGAGCCCAAGGAAGUCAUACUAUACGGCUUCGGUACCGAUGUACAAUGGGCAGCGAUCGACCAUUACGAAAAGGUGUCAAACGGCUUGAUCUACGAGGAGUACGACCGCGACCCCUUCAACCAAAAGUUCAACUACGCAUUCGCCUCGCAGCGCGCCUCGAACCGCCAAUUCCUCUCCAAAGACGCCCUACUCCGCAUCAACCAAUACAUUGGCGGCAACCACUGGAUAAGAGUAACGUUCGACUCGGCCGAAGCCGCAGAGCGCGCAUGCCAUUACUCGCCAAAGGUGCUGCAGGGCUACACCGUCUUCGCAGAGCCGUAUCGAGGCACGGGGCCCACGGGGGGUGACAGGGAGAUCCGCGCGGCCGUAGGGAGCAUAACAUCAUUGACAACGUCGCCGGGCACCGUAUCUUCCUGGACAACAGGACCAGGCGCAUCGCAGUCCUCCACGACCGUGUCCUCCGCCACAGCCACCGCCUCCAUCCCCGCAUCAUCCAGCCGCCUCUCACAGUCAACAAUCACACGUCCCACCGGCGCCUUCCCCACAGAUCUCGCGGCCCCACAAUCACUACAAUCCCAGGCCCUCGCCUCCACAACAGCCACCGCCACAACCACAGCCCUCUACCCCGCCUCCCGCCGCGCAACCCUCCGCCUCAAAGGCGCAAACGUAAAACCAGCCGUCUUCCUCCCACAGGAAAAAGCCUUCCUCCCCGUCGCCCCGCGCUGGCAGCAGACUCUCGGCGCCCUGCCCAUCAUCGGCUGGCUGGUCGGCUCAGGUCAGGACCAGGUCCCCAGGAAGGAAGACGGGUCCUUUGACGUGCAGAGUGCAAGUCUCUACUGGCGCGCGUGGUAUGCCGUGGACGCGUGUUUUGGGAGUGACUUUUGCGGUGUGAGGGAGGGCGAGUAUGAUGAUUGAUUGAUUGAUCGAUCGCGAGUGGGAGAUGGGGCGAGGGGAGACGUAUACGAUAUUUGCAU
Messenger RNA from Dothidotthia symphoricarpi CBS 119687, 1390 nucleotides. RefSeq lists its product as uncharacterized. The record is from RefSeq and is a predicted model, not a curated record. Bases 54 to 1331 code for a protein of 425 amino acids. The transcript has 2 exons. NCBI's taxonomy places the organism in Eukaryota, Fungi, Ascomycota, Dothideomycetes, Pleosporales, Dothidotthiaceae.